CUAAUUAUGGCACAAGCUGUGCGGCUACACGUUAACGGAAAAGCAAAAAUCUUGACAGAUUCACUCCUUCACAAAAGAGACAGUCCUUUUAGAUUUAAAGGACUCACAAAAGAUGGAGACUUCACAGAGGUCUCCCGUUCUGUCAUCCUGUCUGAUCUCAAUAAUAGUUGUGCUGAAUAUCAUCCUGUGGAUGUUUCUAAUGUCAGCAGUGGGAUUAGGGGCUAUGCACCUACAUGACUGCCCCUUACAGCCUUAUAUCCCCAUCUACCUGCUGGUGAUCGGGCUGACGUCCAUCGCCUCCCUGCUCCUAGUCUACCUCAAUAACACACUGGAGACUGGCUUCCUGAGCCUACUGUGUUCCUCCUGCAUCUUCCUCCUCCAACUCUUCAACUUCGGCUGGUUCAUCACAGGGAGUGAGUGGGUGUACUCCAUAUAUCCCCCGAACUAUGACACGAAUGGUGGAGAGAAGUACUGUCAGAGGAAGAUAUACCUGUUUGCUUUCUGGUUCAACAGCCUGGGCAGCAUCUGUAUGGCUGUGGUGUUCUUCUGUGGAGUGUUCUUCAUCUUCCUUACCUGUGUGAAAAUGGCAUUUAGGGGACACCAUCUACUCCAUUCACAUCAGAGAUCGUAUGGUGUGGACGCUUGAGAACUCUGUGGCACAGAAACCUCACUAACAUGGUUUUGCUGUUCUUUCUUUCUUUCUGUCUGUCUGUCUGUCUGUGUGUCUGUGUGUGUCUGUGGUGCCUGGAGAAGUGGGUAUACAAUAAUGUUCCCAAAUGUUCUGCCCAGUGAAGUAAAGUCGCACUGUGUGAAAAAUUAUUUUUCCAUAGUUUUUCCAGGUAUUCACUCUCAAUUGCAAUUCUUCUUCUUUUUUUUACCAUAUCAGGAGACAAUUUUUGGGGUCUGGAAAAAAUCAAAAAAUCAAUAUUUGGGGAGGUGUAGUUGCCAUUUAAUUCAGUUUCACACCAAGCAAGAUACCUUUUGGCUAGCGGGGUUUCUGUAGCCUAGUGUACAACGUACAGUUGAAGUCAGAAGUUUACAUACACUUAGGUUGGAGUCAUUAAAACCUCAUUUUUCAACCACUCCACAAAUUUCUUGUUCACAAACUAUAGUUUUGGCAAGUCGGUUCAGAC
Messenger RNA from Oncorhynchus gorbuscha (pink salmon), 1133 nucleotides. Its product is annotated as transmembrane protein 272-like. The transcript has 5 exons. Lineage: Eukaryota; Metazoa; Chordata; Actinopteri; Salmoniformes; Salmonidae. Bases 113 to 646 code for a protein of 177 amino acids. The record is from RefSeq and is a predicted model, not a curated record.